UCUCAGAGCGGGAGCCAGUUUGUAGAGAACGAAGUGUGUUCAACAGGCCUUCAGAUAUGCCAAACAACGUGCGGAGCCCUGUGAAUAAUCCACCAGAAGAGGGUCUGUGCGAAAGUCUCUUGAUGGAGUUGGAAUGCCCUGUGUGCGGCGAGCACAUGAUCCCGCCCAUCACACUCUGUGAAAGCGGUCACAAUACCUGUAGCAGGUGCAAACCCAAACUGAAGAAGUGUCCAACUUGUAGGCAACAACUUCUGGCUAUACGAAACCUCACUUUGGAGAACCUCACGAACAAAAUCAAGUAUCCCUGUCGUAACCACAAGACUGGGUGUGAUGAAUUACUUCCUUUAGACCAGAUCAUCCAGCAUCAAGCAGUUUGUCUUUAUAGAUUUUAUGACUGUCCAUUAGCCAAGGCACCUGGAGUAUUGUGCCUGUGGCAAGGUCCUUGGAGCGAAGUCAAGAAACACAUUGACAUAAAUCAUAAAGAUAGGGUUACCGAAGAAAUCAGUAAACUCUCUGUUCAUAUCAGAGAUUUUAAAUCCACUUACAAAUACUGUAGGGUCAUAUAUGCCUUGGGGGAGGUUUUCUAUCAACAAUUUGAGGUUAUUGCAAAUAACUUCUACUUUGUGGUCCAAUAUGUGGGGCCAGAAGAUGCUGCUUACAGAUACAAAUAUGAGUUCACUCUGAGUUCCACGUCAGGUGAUGAGAAGAUACAAGUGUCACAGGUGACUCGAAGCGUGAAAAUUAAUAUUGAUGAAAUCUGUCAGUCAGGAAAGUGUAUCAAGUUACAUUAUGAUGUUGUCAAGAAUUUCUUAGAAGAAAAUACCAUGGAGUUUGAAAUGGAAAUAUCGAAAGCAAGAGUCGAAGAAAAAUCUUGAAAGACAGUUCACCCCAUCUCAAGGUUAAGUUAUGUGGAGAGCCGACGGCGGAACUGAAGAACAGUUUGCUUCAUUAUCCCCUUUACUACCAUUAUCUUCCACUUCGCCAUGUAUUUUCGCUCUCUUCCUAAUUGAUUUCCUCAUCUCCUUGUCUUCCAUAUCAUCUUUCUCAUUUUCUCUUCUCUCCUUCGUUUCCUAAUCUUCAUUUUCCUCCUUUAAAUUUCUUCUCCCUUCUAUCCUAAUCUUCUCCUCCUACUGCGCCUUUUUUAAAGCCCUUCCUGUCCAUUUCCUUUCUUCAUUGUCCUCCUGUGCCUUCCUUCUCAGUCCCUUUAUCUCCCACUUUCCGCUUCUACACCCUCUUACCAUUUUCCUUCUUUUCCACUUUAUUAGCCUACUCUCCUUAUUUUGAAAGAAUAAGAGGAAGCUUAUGAGAUCACCUUGCUGUCUGUGUAUCCGUCUGUAUCUGUCCAUCUGUCUAUGUAUCUCCCAUGAUUAUUGAGACUUAAAAGAUCUCUCUUGUUUUCUGCGUACCCUCCUUUGGGGGGGGGG
Messenger RNA from Cryptotermes secundus, 1424 nucleotides. RefSeq names its product E3 ubiquitin-protein ligase SIAH1A. The coding region runs from base 57 to 875 and encodes 272 amino acids. NCBI's taxonomy places the organism in Eukaryota, Metazoa, Arthropoda, Insecta, Blattodea, Kalotermitidae. Gene Ontology annotation, cellular component: cytoplasm. The record is from RefSeq and is a predicted model, not a curated record. The transcript is spliced from 2 exons. Gene Ontology annotation, biological process: proteasome-mediated ubiquitin-dependent protein catabolic process; multicellular organism development. Gene Ontology annotation, molecular function: ubiquitin protein ligase activity; zinc ion binding; ubiquitin conjugating enzyme binding.